AUGGCUACUGCAUCUGCAUGCCAACCGUUUCAAGAAGGGAAGCAGCCACAGCAGCAUCUGCCACUGCACCAUGGUGGUUCUGUUCUUCCUCCAGUGUACAGAGGCACGGCUCUGCCUCUGCGACAGGCCAGCUCGGUGCCGCAUCCGGCCGCGCAGGAGCCGCCGCCGCCGUCGUCGGGGAGGAGCGCGACGGAGGCGCAGACCAUGAAGGUACACAGCGAGGCCGAGAGGCGGCGGCGGGAGAGGAUCAACGCCCAUCUCGCUGCCCUAAGGAGGAUGAUCCCUGAUGCUCGGCUGAUGGACAAGGCCACCUUGCUAGCCAGGGUGGUUUGCCAGCUGAAGGACCUGAAGAGGAAAGCGGCCGAAACCACACCUCCACUGCCCAUCCCUGCAGAGGCCAACGGCAUCACCGUCAACUGCCGCACGGGCGGCGCCGCCGCCGGCUACGGGAGGCCGGCAGCGUACAUCAAGGCCUCCGUCAGCUGCGACGACCGGCCGGGCCUCCUCGCCGACCUCGCCGGAGCGCUCCGUGGUCUGAGGCUGAGGCCGCUGAGAGCAGACAUGGCCUCCCUCGGAGGCAGGGCGCGGUGUGAGUUCGUGCUGUGCGGGGAGGAGGGCGGUGCGGCGAGUGCUGGCCGCGUGAAGGCUCUGGAGGAGGGUGUCAGGCGGGCGCUGGCCAGUGCCGCGUUCCCGGAGACGGCGUACGGAUGCAACUAUAGGAGCAGGAGGCAGAGGAUUUUGGAAUCUCAUUGUGUGCUUGGACAUGAGCUCGAUCUCGGUGAUCAGGGGUGGUGA
Messenger RNA from Miscanthus lutarioriparius, 795 nucleotides. The record is from the annotation of a GenBank genome assembly. Lineage: Eukaryota; Viridiplantae; Streptophyta; Magnoliopsida; Poales; Poaceae.